UGGUUUUAGACAGAGGGUGAAAAAAGUGGCUGCCGCACAGGCAGUAUGAGAAAAAUAAAGACCUUUUGAACAUUAAAGGAUGUUAACAUGUCACAGUAGAGACAUAAAAUGCAAAUAUGAAGCUGAAAAUGAGCAAAUUAAGGCCCCUUUGAGUACAGUAGAACAGGAGUACCAGCACAUUAGGCAAUUUACUGUUCUUUAGGAAGCCCUGAAAAAGCUAUACAAAUCUAUUAUAAUUCAAGUUUACACUAUUAAAAAUAUUUUCAAUGUUUACCUUGCUGACUGGGCGCAAGGGAACUUAAGCCUUACGUGUGCCAUCCCUUAAAAUCCAACAGAAUUCAUUGAAAAAACAGUAAUUUUAGCAGACCUUACUUAUUGCAGCAACAUCUGUUCUGUGAGGUGAAGUUUCAGGUUUUAUCAAAGGAGUCUGAUGGCUUUCAAGAGAGAAUUAAGACAAAGUAAAGUGGUGAAAAUAUUGAAAGUUUAAAGCACAUUUAAACUGAUAUUGAUAUUUCAGGUGACUGACUAUGUUCUGCUUCUGCUCCUCUUUACAGCAGUAGGCUACAUUGCUUUGCUCAGCGCUGCUGCUCCUGUCUGUUUUUCCAAACUGGGGACAUGCCAACUUUCAUCCUACCUCAUACAAUACAUAAAAUCAUCCAAACCAUCCCUUUAAGACUUGUAACUUUUAACAAUUGUUUUAAUGACGUAAAUGAUUGUAUGUGUCAUCAGAUUAAAUUGACAAAAUGUUCGCCUAGGCCAGCUGUUGCACUCUCGGAUACAUCCAAUUAGGCCAAACCUUCACACACUCUGCCCAUGAGGGAUAUGUCUCCCUCCAUGCAUCCCUGCAGCCUCUUAAGUCUCCGCCAGGUUUAGCUGUUUGGACCAAAGUCCCAUCCCUGUCAUCCUGGGUGUCCCUACUUUCCCUUUUGUCUACCCCCCUGAGGGGUGGUUAAGACCUCCUCCAGCACAUCAUCCACCCAGACCUCAGCCUCAGCUGCACUCGUCCUCUCUGCUUUUUUUAAAAAUAGGCUGGGAUAUCAGUGUGGACAGCUUAGAGACCUGGACACAUCUUGGGGAUUGAGGAAUGUCUCCCAGACCCUUCAUAUCUGUGUGAAUCCUCCGAGUAAUCUGUCUGUGUGUUUGUGUCCAUGCAUGUGUGUGUGUGUGGAGAUAGAUCCCGUAUUACUAGCUGGAGAGAGGAUCUUCUGUUCAGAUGAGAGAGUGGACCGAGUUGGACAUGAGUUUUUCGGCAGGGGGCUUUCUCUCCGCCUCGGAUGGUUACUGCUCCACAGAGCCGCUCCAGUACUAUGACAUGCUGGCGGACCCUAUGGGCUACCCCCUGCAGGACCCUGACCUCCAGCUGCUCCCUUACAGCCAACAACAGUACAGCCCUGCCAACCUACCCUUCUCCCUCUAUGGCUCUCCACCUUCCUCCACCUCCUCUCCCUCCUCUUCCUCUUCCUCCUCACAGCCCUGCCACCUCCCCUACCACUACAGUCAUCAUUGUCUGGAGGCCCCCUGUGACCCCAGCCCGGAGCCCCACUGCAGGGGCCUCGCUCAGGGGCUCGGAGCGGUGGGACUGCCCCUGGGGCGGAGGACGCGGGUGGGGUGUGGAGGGAAGGGCAGAGGCCAGGAGGAGCUGUGUGUGGUGUGUGGAGACAAAGCGUCAGGGUAUCACUACAACGCUCUGACCUGCGAGGGGUGUAAAGGUUUCUUUAGGCGUAGUGUAACCAAAAAGGCGGUGUAUCACUGUAAGAGUGGCGGUGGCUGUGAGAUGGACAUGUACAUGAGGAGGAAGUGCCAAGACUGUCGGCUCAGGAAGUGCCGCGCUGUGGGAAUGCUGGCUGAGUGCCUUCUGACGGAGGUGCAGUGCCAGUCCAAGCGGCUGAGGAAAGGAGAGGGCAGAGGACAGGAGGAAGAGGAGAGCCCAGAGAGCAGGAGGGUCAGCUCCACCAGCAGGCUACCUGGACAGGCUUUGUCUGUCAGUUUAACCCGAGAACAGAGGUACAUUGUGGACCGGUUGGCGGAGGCCCAUCGACUGUACAGAGCACAGGACACCAGCGACUGCAGGUUUGAAUGGCCAUGUACAGAAGAAAUGGAGGGCUUGUCUGAUUUCAUAUCUCCCCACAUGCAAAGACUGCUACAGUUUGCCAGGACAGUGCCAGGUUUUGAUCUCCUGGAUUUUUCAGACCAGAGAUCUCUGUUGUCUGUCUCUUCAUUGGAGGUCAUGUUCCUGCUCUCCGCUCAGCUGUUCUCCCACAACCCAGCAUGCCCCAGUCCAGCCCUGCAGAUUUUUAGUAUGUCAUCACACAACUGGCUGAGAAAUGUAGAGUCAAAGGAAAACGUCCACAGUAGGAUGCUGCCAGUCAACUCAGGAUGCAGUGAGAAUCUCCUCGGGCCCGUUCUCAACUUCUUCCACAGCAUGGCAGCGCUGCGGGUGACGGAGGCAGAGUACUCCCUGCUCACUGCGACAGCUCUGCUCUGCUCAGACCGAGCUUCCCUGCAGGCUGCCAGCUGUGUUGAGAAAAUGCAGGAAAUGAUCCUGGACCUGCUGUCCAGAGUGUGUGGGGCCCAGGCUGGAGCUGCGCGAGGGGGACCACAGCGGUUUGGCCGCCUGCUGGGCAGACUGACGGAGCUACGGACCCUCCGUCACAACUACCUCCUCCUGACGAGACAGCAGCUCAGACAAUGACUGGGAGGACAUGGUGGAAAUAGGGAAAAACAGCAACACAAUUGCUGUAAGAGCUGGGCAAUUUUACAAAAACAUUUGCGAAAUUCCAAGGUUUUAUCUGAUAUUGAUAAGCCUGUAUUGGAUUAUAUGGCCUCAACAACAAAUCUUUGACCAUUUGCUCAGCGGACAAUAGUCCAGCUUUCAUUGAGUUGAAGAAAGCUUUUGAUGGGACUAAGAUGUUUGCGGACUGCUAAUUUGUUUGGACAAAUAUAUUUUAUAGGUACUUUUAUAACUGGUGUAUGCAGCUUACAUGUAAUUGUUACUCACUAUGCUGUUGUAAAAAUAAAACCAAAAGUUUGAGUGAAACCCGGGACUAAAUGGACAAUACUUUCUCCAGACCUGUUGGCUCUUUCAAACAUUAUAAUCAAAAGGUAAGACAAAAAAAUGUAUACUGAAGUAUGUCAGAAAAUGGAAUUACUGUCGGGAAAAUAAAUGAAGUCAUUGUGUAUUAUGUUAAUAAAUAUGCAAAACGUAA
This is a messenger RNA of Gymnodraco acuticeps, 3206 nucleotides long. RefSeq names its product nuclear receptor subfamily 1, group H, member 5 (gene nr1h5). Lineage: Eukaryota; Metazoa; Chordata; Actinopteri; Perciformes; Bathydraconidae. Gene Ontology annotation, molecular function: zinc ion binding; RNA polymerase II cis-regulatory region sequence-specific DNA binding; nuclear receptor activity. The record is from RefSeq and is a predicted model, not a curated record. Gene Ontology annotation, biological process: bile acid signaling pathway; negative regulation of transcription by RNA polymerase II; cell differentiation.